AUGAGCUUCUUCCCGUUGGACGAGCUACGAUGCGGCCCCCUGAAGCCGAGGAAAUAUCCCCAGACCGCGGUCGGCACCCCGAACGCGUUUUGGGGAUACAGGUUGCACGAGAGAUCGAACUGCAGGAAGGUGCCACUGCCAGAGACGUUCGAGGACUUGGAGCAGCAGAAGACCAGGGAAUACGAACACGCGACCAAGAUCUUGGACUUUGAGGAGCAUACGAAGAGGAGGAUCAAGAGGAAGAAGGUCUGGCAACGAGUUCAGCAAGGAUUAGCGAGUUACGAGGACACGGUGAACGCGCGGCGAGAGAAGCUGCGCGAGCUAUUGUUGAAAGAAGAGAUGGGCCUAAUUCACGAGGUGAUACACCAGGCUCAGCACGGCGACGAUGCCAGGAUGGACGACAUUCGCCUGAGGGUAGAGGAGAUACGCAAGGAGGAGGAGGAGAGGCGCUUGGCACUGGUCGCUGCGAAAAGGAUGCAGCAGUAUUUAGCCCAGUGUCCAGAAAUCCGUGAAAAACUGUCGAGGAGGUCAGCGAUCGAAACGAAACUGGGCAACCUGGCUCAAAUGGCCGACAACGAAGCCAAGAAGCAGGCGGAGAGGGAAUUAGAUCACCUCUGGCACGAAUUGACGCUGAAGGAGAUCGAAGCGAAGAAGGAGAGAGAAGUGGAGGAGGCUAAACGACGUUGCCUGGCUCAGCAGGACAAUAUGACCGUCCUGGCGAAACAGGUAGCCGGGAAGUUGGUCCUCGAGGAGCAAAAGAAGCAGGUACAGAAGGAGGACAGGGAACAUUUAGAUCGUUUAUGGGCGACGCUUCGUGAAGAGGAACGUAAGAACCUAGAAAGAGAACGUCAGAAGAGGGAACGGAUUAAGAAGGAGCUGCAGGAACAGAUCCUGAUAGCCAAGAGGAAACUGGCCGAGCAAGCGCGCCACGAGAGGGAAAUGGAACGCUUCAGACACGCCAUCGUCACGGAGGAAUUAGCAAAGGAGCGAAGCAGCAUCAAAGAGGCCAGUGCAGCUCUUCGGCAAGAAUUGCUCGCUUAUUUGGAAUAUUUGGAAGAGCUGAGAAAGGAGGAAGCUAAGAGGGACAUGGAGGUGGAUCGGAUAGUGGAGCAGUCGUCGAAGGACGCUGCUACCAGGCGCACCCUUGCGGCGAAGAAGUUCAGAGAGGUUAGGGAGAGGCUGCUGCAGGAUGUCCUCCGAGGUCGGGAGGAGCAACUGAGGAUAAAGAGCGAGAAGGAGAGGAGGGAGAUGGAGGAGCGUGAGUUGGAGAAGGAGAUGAUGGAGAAGCACAUCGAGUCGGAGGCCAAGCUGGCUGCUCACGCGAGGCAGGAGGGGAAGGAGCGAGCCUUGCGUUAUAGGAAGGACUUGGAGGAGCAAUGGAAACGGAGCGAGGAUGCACGACGUAGAGAAAUCGAGGAAGAUAAACGGAUGCGCUUAGAGCAGGCGAAAGAAGAGGAAGAGUAUCGGAAAUUAACGGAAGAAUUAUUGUCGGCUUCCGAGAACGUUACUCCGCACCCGUUCAAGGUUUUACUGAAAGAAUGCGCGGCUCGUUACGCCGCGGAGCAAGCAGGGAAAUGUUACUGUCCGCCACCGUUGCACGGGGAAUAA
This is a messenger RNA of Eufriesea mexicana, 1608 nucleotides long. RefSeq names its product trichohyalin. The record is from RefSeq and is a predicted model, not a curated record. Bases 1 to 1608 code for a protein of 535 amino acids. The transcript has 2 exons. Lineage: Eukaryota; Metazoa; Arthropoda; Insecta; Hymenoptera; Apidae.